Messenger RNA from Argiope bruennichi, 1779 nucleotides. RefSeq lists its product as uncharacterized. Bases 98 to 1729 code for a protein of 543 amino acids. The transcript has 2 exons. The record is from RefSeq and is a predicted model, not a curated record. Lineage: Eukaryota; Metazoa; Arthropoda; Arachnida; Araneae; Araneidae.
CAUGGUCUGGCCGACCUCUAGAAAGUGUCAAUUUCGAAAUGUCCUUACCCCAAUUCAGUAAAUACGAAGAUUAGUUAUAUCAGAAUAUCUAAAGAAGAUGCUGUGCCUCUCUGUACAGUCCCUUUCCAAUCUGAGCGGUGCUCAUGUUGCAUAUUUGAUGUGGACUCGUCAUGAUGUGACUAAAGGGGGCUCAUCGGAAAAGCUUUUUAAAAAAUUGAUUGAUGCUGUGCUUGCCGACGUGCAAAGCCUUCCCGUGCCAGAGCAGUCAAAAUCGGUUGUAUCGAUGCAAGCGAAGCCUGCUGGCAUGCAUUUGCUCUAUUUCAUGAAAUUCUUGCUCUCAAAGACGCAGCUGGAACAUUCGCCAAAAUGGCUUACUGGAGAAAUGCUCUUCAACUGUCUUGUACUGAAUGGUGACGGGCUAAUAAAUCAUUCUAAAACAAUAGAGAAGUUAAUCGAUAGUGGACUGCUUGACAAUGUAACUGCUUUCCGACUGGCUUGUACAAAUUUCCAGGAAAUGGAGAUUGUAAAGCUAUGGCCCUCGGUGAGGCAGUAUUUCUUUGAAAAGAUGCUACUGGAAAGUCAAGACACAAGCCAUACUGGAAAGAGUCCGUAUUCUCCUCGAACCUUACUUUGUUAUAAUAGAUUUUAUGCUGACCUAGAAACUGUAUUAAACAUAAGGAAUUCUCGCGACCGGUAUGUGAUAGAGCCCAGUGAAGUUUUAUUUUGGAUUCGUGGUUGUAUGUCGAUAGAGAAUAACAGGGAAGAUGCGUCGAGUUUUAUGGAAUUCAUUCUUGGUGAUGACGAACUACAUUGGACAGAUGCUGUUGGUUGUGGUAAUGUCGCCUGUAUGGAUUAUUUCAAACGAUGUCUAAAUGUCAGGUACGGUGGUGAAGAAAUAAUCGAAUACAUUUUUAAACAUCCUGUAGUGGACUGUCGACUACAAUGUUUCAUUUCUGAAUUUAGUUCUUUAAGCUCUGAAAAAAAAUCAUUUGUAUUUCGGAAACACACCCAAAAAAUGAUUUCCCAUUUUCUUCAGUGGCCUUUGUCUCUAACGUUUGCAGAGAACGCUGAAGAAAUUUGGAAUUUUAUUUCAGAAGAUCUUAAAGAACAUUUUCUUCAAAAAAUUUUUGAAACGCUUUUUCCUCAUUUUCGAUUUUUUUAUCGAUUUUUUAUCGAUGGUUUCAGUCUUUUUAUACCGAUGGCUGGUGAGCAAUUAGGGCUCCGUGUCUCUGAAACAUUGCCUGCAAUAUAUAUGUUUGAGCAUCUCGAACACAUUUGGAUCGCUGUUUGGAAAAUUAGCUCUAUUUCUCUCAGAACUUUAUUUUUGAAUAUGUAUGUUUUCUACAAACUUGUGGGUUCUAGUAAAUCUCGAAAAUUCCGUGAAAAUUUCGAAGACUCUGAUGUGAAAGAGAAGCUGCUUAGUCUCUUUUUGCCAAAUGGGGAACGCGUUUUAGAACUUUUCAAAAGAGAAAACACAAAAGAAUCACUGAGAAAUCUUAUUGCCAUGCAUAUGCCUGAAGAUUUAAAGUAUCUAGAGAAAAGAUGUAUUUCAUUUCUUGGAACAAGAUCGGAAGAUUUUAUGUAUCGACCAAGGUUCAAACCUAACCGCAACAAACCUAACGAGUCUUCGUGUAUCCACGGCAAUAGCAUAAAUAUGGAUUUUAUAGAAAAAAUCAGAGAGUUUAUGUUUUCAUCAAGAACUGUUGAUAAAUCUAAUAUUCACCAUUGAAUGUAAAGGACAUGUAUAGAUAUUUAAUAAUUUUUAUCCCUAAAAUUCAG